AUGAUCGUACCGCCCAAGCUCCCCUCCAAACACGAUGCGGCCGUCAAGCUCCUCCCCUCCGAAGCCAACAGCACCCGCAAGAACCCAGCGACUGAUCUCAACCAUGUUCUCGAUAAGCUACACCACACCACAGAGCUCCAGCAUGUCUCCCAAGCCCCAAAAAUCGAACAACCGCAGAAAAACGUCAGCGACGCAGCCAUGACGAAAGUGCACCGAGACCCCAAAUCGCUCCAAGUAGCCGAACCCAAGACCCUGCUCCGCGCAGCCGGCCAGUCCGUGUCCGGCCACAAAGCAGAGCUGUUAGAUCGUUUAAUGGGAGUAGGUGACGACGACGAUUACUUCUCCAUAGACGAAGAUGGCAACCGACUCCCGCCCCGCGACAUGAACCCCCAACUCGACCCCGCCUCCCUCGUCGGGCACCGCAUCCAACGCUUCCAAAUCAGCGCGGACCCAGGCUCCGUCUUGCCCACCGAUCAAGGCCCCGUCGCCAUCACGUUCCCGGGAGUCGCGUUCUCCAAAUACGCAGACAGUGCGGCCGACGCGGCAUUCGCUGGCGGGACUCGAGUCCGUCGAGCAAGUGACCGAAACGUCGUACCUCGGCUGGCGCGUGCGGAACGCGAGACGCGGGAGAAGAAAGAGAAGAGGUCUGCUGACCGUAAACGCGGCGGUCGUCGGCUUGAGGGAAGGGUCCGGACGUCGGGGAGAACAGGGUCGUGGGGAUCCGGUGCGAGGGGAUGCGGCAGAUGGGGGGUUCCGUGUUCGCGGAGGAUGACGUGCGGGAUGUUUGGUUUGCUACGGGCGGGCGCGCAGGUGCGGGGAUGUGAUGUGGCCGAGGCUUGGACUGGGAGGGGGGUUCGGAAGCCGGAAUGGGAGCGGUGA
Messenger RNA from Letharia lupina, 879 nucleotides. RefSeq lists its product as uncharacterized. The transcript is spliced from 3 exons. NCBI's taxonomy places the organism in Eukaryota, Fungi, Ascomycota, Lecanoromycetes, Lecanorales, Parmeliaceae. The record is from RefSeq and is a predicted model, not a curated record. The coding region runs from base 1 to 879 and encodes 292 amino acids.